Bursaphelenchus okinawaensis is the source of this 5874-nucleotide messenger RNA. The record is from the annotation of a GenBank genome assembly. Lineage: Eukaryota; Metazoa; Nematoda; Chromadorea; Rhabditida; Aphelenchoididae.
AUGAAUCAACGAGAUCCCGAGUCUGCAGAACUACAAGAACGGGCUGAGACAGAAGCCAAGAACUUGAUCUGGGUGUUUCCCGAGAAACUGAAGAAGUGCACUUUUAAGAACGCUUGGAAUGUAAGUCUGAUCUGAAUUGUCUUUGACUUUUUUAGGGAUUCUCAAGACUGGAAGUCAUCCUAUACAUUAGGCCGCAUGUCGAGAACUUGCUGGUAUCGAUGGAGCUGGAGAUCAUUUGUCCGCCUUUAUAUCCAAGAGAGUAAGUUUACAUUGUUAUAAUAUAUUACUGUAUCUGUAGUUCUCCGAGAUUCAGCUACGCUGCACUGAAUGGGAUCACUAAUGAGGAUUUGUAUGACUUAACGUCAAGAUUAAGACAAAUAAUAACAGACGGAGCAGGAGUAAGUUUUAAGCUGGUCAUGGAUAUUGUUUUAGGAGGUGGUGAUAGUGCAGAUGAUGAUAGAAGCAGACAACUAUUUGAGGGAAAUCAACGACCGGAUGACCGGUGACGGGCGUGCCAGAUCAAUGAGGUUACCUGGCAGUCCUGCAAAACUGCCAACAGAGCCUACAACCCCCAAGGCUGCCGAGGAGAAGAAGGUGAUAACCACAUCACCAAGUCUUCCGACCGAAGUGUUGGUGGAAGUACGGAAGGAAGACGAAAUCCAAUGUCAGAAGAACAAGAUGCUAAAUCUUAUAGGGCCUUUAGGUGCAUCUCAAAGUUACGAGAUAUUGAAUAAGUCUGGCCAGUACGUCAACAUCAAGAAGGUCACGAAACACAAGCCAAAGAGAAGUCCUUGUCACACUUACUGUACAGAAUAUUUUGCGUGGGAUGAUGUAAGUUUUUGUAGUUUCAACAUUAGUAUAAUAACGAGUAUUUAUGUUAUAAUUAGGCAAUCAUGUUUUAGAGUAAAUUAGUCUUGGUGUCCGAGUUUGAGUUGAAUUUCAAGAUGGAGAAUAUAAUCAAGAAGAAAGCCAUUACAACGUUUCACAAGAAUUUUAUGAAUUUCCUUCUGAAAGCAAGGCAUUUCCCAUUGCCGAUUGAUGAAGAGUUGUUAACACCAUAUCUGUUUUUCAAAGAUGUGCCUGAGUUGGAUGAUGCACUUCGUUACAAGAACAAGGUCGUGAUGGGACAAUAUUUGAAUAUGGAGAAUAAUUCGUUGACAGAAGAUCGUGUUUUGAAGAAGAUCAAGAAGAACGCGGUAAGUUUUGGUUUUAUUACCUAAAAUUCGCUUUUUUUAGUUUUGUUGAUUCUAUAUUUAAAAUUUUUAAUUUUAUAUAAAUUCUGAAAUGAUAUCAAUUUUAAUUUAUUUUUGGUAAAAUGAUGUAAAUAUAUUGCUUUAGGCGUCUUUAUUACCUAAACUGGCUACUCAAAUCCUGUGUGCUUUGAAAACUCUUCAUGACAACAAGCUAGCUCACGGAAUGUUAAUAAGAAACAAUGUGUGGAUGGAUGAGAAACAAAACUUCAUUUUAUCAGACUACUGGUUUACUGUAGAGUUACAAAGAUUCUGUGAAGAUUUUAAGAGAAUAAUUACCAAUUCCAACCUCAACAGCUGUCAGCAUCUGAAUGUUAAGGAUAUGAAGCAACUGGACUUUGUAAAGCUGGCUGAAUUACUGGAGUCUCUGGCAGCUGACUGCAAAAACAUUGGGGAUGACAAGAUAUUCGAGGAGAUGAAGAACUUCACAUCGUGUUGUAGGGAGAAGGACGUGGACAUGCAGAAACUUAUGAACCACGCGUUUUUGUAUGGAGGUGAGUGUCGUAUUAGAAAUAUAAACUAACAUUUAAUUUUUUAUAACGCUGUUUAUUAUUGUUGUUCAUAUAACUUCGUUAUUAUAUUGUUUUAGAUUUCUUGUCGUCAGAUUCUUCCAGUUCGUCAUCACAGUCAGGACACGAAAUGUCUCCGACUCUUACCGGUCGACUUGUCAAGGAGUACAAUGUUCUAGGCUUUUUGGGUAAAGGAGCUUUUGGACAAGUGUUUUUGGCCAGGUAAGUCUUUUUAUGUUACCGUAAUAACAUACUCUGGAGAUUUUUUUUUCGUUAAUUUAAAUUGUGCGUAAUAAUAUUGUAUCUGAUGUAGUAUAACGCAUUGUAGAAAUAAACUUGAUUCGAAUGACUACGCCAUCAAGAGAAUCAAUCUGACUGGGUUCCCAAAGAAGCACGUUGAGAAGAUCGUGAACGAAGUAGCCGUGUUCUCGAAGCUGAUCAACGAACACAUCGUACGGUACUUUUCAUCGUGGACUGAAUCUUUGGUAUACGAACCAGUUAAUACUUCUACCAUUACUAGUAAGGUUUUAGCUUUGUAAAGCCGUUUUUUAAUAUAAAGUUUACUUAAUCUCUAUUAUCAGUAGUUUUAACAUUAUUUUGACAUUUUUAAUAAUUUAGAUGAAAAGCCUAAGAAGGAGAUGAAGAACCAAGUUGAUGUAGACGAGUCAUCGUCAGGAGGUGGGUUCUUCAGAAAGAACAGAAAGCCUUCCAUAAGAUCGUCGAACAUUUUGGAUCAUUCCCAACUGAAUUCUGAAUUCUCGGUCAUCUUUGAAGACGACGAGGAUGACGCCGUCAUGACAGACGACGAUGAAAUUGACGUCGAGAUGCCACAAGAACCAGAGGUACCAAAAGAAACAUCCAACGCUUACUUGUGCCUACAGAUGGAGUACUGCAGGAACGGCACGUUGAGAACGCUGAUAGACACGGAGAAGUUGUAUGAGAAUGUGGCUAUGAUAUGGAGGUUGUUCAAGGAGCUCUUGUUAGGUAUCCAUUGUCUACACGAGUAUAAUAUCAUCCACAGGGAUAUCAAGCCUGGAAACAUAUUUCUGGAUGGCAAUUGGUCAGUAAGUGUUUAAUAUUACUAUGUAAAACGUGUGCAUAAUGUUUUCUAUUGCAAUUUAAAUGUAUUUAUUGUAUUUAAUUACAAACAUUAUUUUAGGUAAAAAUAGGUGACUUUGGUUUGGCAACUCGUGCCCUCUCCUCGAACAGAUUGAGUAAAGAUUCCCCUGAUAAGAUGGCGAUACGACCCAUGAGUCCAAGUGGAGGUGAUAGUAUGACGAAAGACUGUGGUACAAGUUUCUACAUCCCUCCAGAAGGCACCAAGUCUUCCAGUAACAAGGUCUACGAUACCAAGUUUGACAUCUACAGUGCUGGUGUAGUUCUGUUCGAGAUGAUUCAGAAGCCAAUUGACACAGGUUUCGAACGUGUCAAAGUACUAGAGAACUUGACAAAGUCGUUCAUAUUGACCGACAACUUCUUCGAUCACCUCCCGCAGACUCAUCACAAUUCUGCCGAGAGACUUCUGAAGUGGUGCUUGCUACACGAUCCCAAAGAUCGGCCGAGUGCUACAGAAGUACUGACUUCAGGAUUGAUUCCUCACAUCACUUCGGCAGAGGAUAGCUUCCAGGUACGUUGAUUGAACUGAACUAAUUAAAUUCAUAAUAUUGGUGAAAGGUGUUAUAAAAGUGAACACGUAAUUAAAAUUAACGCCUUUAGAAGAUUUUUUCUCGAGUUAUUCGAAACCCAAAACAUCGACUUCACAAGAGCGUAAUGAUGGAGUUGUUUAAAUCUAUAGGACCUUCGUAUGCCGUGAAUGGUUACGACAAGAACUUUGUAAGUUGUAAACUGGUCUUAUAUUCAAUUGAUAAUGAUGUAAAUGUUUUUCUUUCUGAGUAAAUUUUGUAUAUUUCAGGGGAAUAACACCUCAAUCGAGUUCAUGUCUACACGCAACGAAGUAAUUACCAAAGUUAGAGACACUUUCAAGUUGUAUGGCUUUGCACCAUUGACAGUACAGUCGUAUGUUCCGGCUACCUCCACUCAGGAUAAGAACGGAGCCUUAUUCAUGCUGAACAGCCCUUAUAUUACAGUAGACUCGACUGGUAGUCUUUUAUCGGCACCAUACAGCUUACGUCAAUGUGUAGUCCGACAGUUCUUGCAUUCAUCAACCAAGAAGGGCAAAUACCUUGUAGUCGACAAGCUGAAUGUCAGGCCAAGAGAAAUAUCAGGUAAUUAUUUACUUUUCUUAUGUUUAAUUUUAUAGUAUGACUUAUUAUUUUGUCUUUUGUAGGACACGUACAUCCAGAAACAAAGUACGAAGUAAGUGUGGAUACUUUGGGAGCAGCUGACAGUAAAUACUUGAUCAUCUCCGACUUUUUGAUGGCCUCCAGCAAGCUAAUUUCAUCAUUGGGACUUAAGUCACUGGAAUGGAAGACACUAGUAUCUCAUGCUGGCUUGAUCAGAGCUAUUGCGUCUCACUUUGGCAUCAAUGAUGAUCAAACUUUUUCUGUGCUGCAGAAUGCACUGUACUCGUUCAGCACUGGAGCUACUAAAAGUAUUUUUUUAGACUUAAUAAUGGUUGUUAAGCAUUGCAACAUAUUGAUGUAUGUGUUUCAGAAGACCCGUUGAAGUUUGAGUUAAUUCAUCGUUGUAAAAUACCUGAAGAGAAGAUAAAGGACCUGGUCACCUUCUUAAAUGGACCUUAUGACACUGUCCAAUCACUGAAAGAAGCCUUCAACAGUUUGAUAAAGACGAAGAAGGUGAAUGUCAGGAGUUUGAUAGACACGGUGUUCUCCGAGCUUGAUGGUUUGGCCAAGUUCUUGAAUUCCAACAACGAAACCCUGCCGAUUACUUUCAACCCUGGCUUCGUGUAUCAACCAGCUAUGUUCUCAGAUGGAAUCAUGUUCGCCAUCCAAUGUCACGGCAAGAGUUGGACUACUGUCAUGGCUGGAGGUAAAAUGUUAAUUCAUUUGGAUUCAGGAACUUUUAGUUAUUCUUUUAAAUAGGCAUUCUUCCAGCUUUUAGAAUUGUAUUUUUAGGCGACUACACUCGUUAUAUCAACUACGUCUUUACAACAUCUAGUAACAAAUGGGACAAAGAAACAGUAGCUUAUGGCUUCAACUUGUCAGUAGAUGUUCUCUCCAAGUUUUUGCAACGAAUCGGAAAGGUUGCUCCCGUCUGUGACGUUCUCGUGGCCUCUACAUCACCUGAUCUCCUAACUUCAGCUUCUCGACUUUGUUCUGAACUCAGGAAUCUGGAGAUCUCCGUUGAACAGUGGCCAGAGUUUUCGAGUUCUGUUGAUGAACUUAUGGUAAGUAUUUUAAUUCGCCUUUCAAGUUUUUUUUGUAAUUUUUGAAAUUAAAAUAUGUCAAUUUUUUACCAAUAUUAUAGAGAACCUUUUCGUAAUUUAAUUGCCUUUAGGAGUAUUGCACAUUCAAAACAGUAAAGUACUUGAUUAUGUUUGUCACUAUCGACGAAGUCAUCUUACAAUUGAAUGGAGCCUUUGACAAAACGGAACAAUCGACCGGUAGCUUCAGAGUGCUUCUGAAUCGGGCAACGCCAUCAGAAGUGGUUCAAUCAUUGCUUCAGAAAAGAAACCAGUCACGUCAAUCUCAUAGAACCAACUCAGAGUCAAUUGAACAAAGCCCCAGCCAAUCAUCGAUAGCUGUCGGAAAGGUACCUCUCGUUCAGUUCACAGAACUCGGCGAACUCAAGAUGAGCCAUCAUCUGAGGAAGAAGUACAUUGUAGGUUUGAUUGUGUAGCCUAUUCUUUUUGAGACAAUGUUUUGCAGUUAACAGUAAUCAACUAGGUACAUUUUCAGAACCAUGUACAAGCUUUACUGGACCCAUAUGCUGCAAAGUUUGAUCCGAAAACCAACUUCACAGCCAUCAUAACCGACCUGCCUGUAGGCGUGCUGAAUCAGAUAUCGUUAGUAAAUGGCAGAGACGAGAAAGAGAUAAUGCUGGCUACCGAACGGUUAACGCGACAGAAUGGAAAGCACAAGAAGGAGAUCGAGAAGGCUCUGGAGACCAUUGAGCACAUGUAUGCCGUCGACAGCAAUCGUGUCAUAGCAAUGGUCACCCGACAAGCCGAGGACUUUAUCCGAGUUCUAAUUUAG